CCAGGUGCUUCUUCUCUUCAGGAAAGUCGGCAGUCUUAAAACCAUCAAACUGAAGCUCUCUCUGUCUGUCGCUUCAGCUAGUUACGGUUGUUUAACCGUAGACCUCUCGCUCUUCGCAGUUUGAGCCCUCACGACGGCAAUUGCAGGGAAGUAGAAAACAGAGUGUGGGGAGAGAUGGAGGUAGAAUUGGAGCCAAGAGUGAAACCCCUAGGAUUCAAGGUUAAGGGGAUGUCGCGCGAAACGGCAACGCAGAAGGCCUCGAAUGUCCUCGACUCUGACCUCCGUACUCACUGGUCCACCGCCACCAACACCAAAGAAUGGAUCCUUCUUGAGCUCGACGAACCUUGCCUACUAUCGCACCUACGAAUCUACAAUAAGUCGGUUCUAGAAUGGGAAAUUUCGGUUGGAUUACGCUACAAGCCAGAAACUUUUGUGAAAGUCCGCCCGCGCUGCGAAGCACCUCGUCGUGAUAUGAUAUACCCCAUGAAUUACACUCCAUGCCGCUAUGUGAGAAUAUCUUGCUUGCGGGGAAAUCCCAUAGCAAUUUUUUUCAUUCAGCUCAUUGGGAUUUCAGUAACUGGUCUGGAACCAGAAUUUCAACCAGUUGUUAAUCAUUUGUUGCCACACAUUAUAUCACACAAGCAAGAUGCUGACGAUAUACAUCUUCAGUUGCUUCAAGACAUCACAAAUCGGCUGCUUGUCUUCCUUCCACAACUUGAGGCCGACCUUCACUGCUUCCCAGAUGCUGCUGAGCAUAAAUUACGUUUUCUUGCCUUGCUUGUGGGCCCAUGUUACCCAAUACUGCAUGUUGUGAAUGAAAGGGAAGCUGCAAGGUCAUCCAGCAAUAUUAGUGAAUUUGAAGUUAAUAAAAACAGUCAAACAUCAGCAUCAUUAACUGUUUCCUCUAACUUUGAGCCUAGGAGAUCACGUAGUGCACCACAUUUUGUCUCAUCCACAUCUAGUUCUGCGGUAUUCCGCCCAGAUGUAAUUUUUGUGCUGCUGAGAAAGGCAUAUAAGGAGUCUGAUCUAGGAACUGUUUGCAGAAUGGCUUGUUGUGUGCUGCAUAGGCUUGUAGAUCCUAUUACGGUACAAGAAACUAGUGAAGUUAUACCGGUGUUGGAUGAGGCAUCAAAAAUUGAAGUAUCUCACCCUGUUCAUUUAUACGAUUACUCAAGCUUGUUUGGAGAGGAUUUCCGGAUGCUCGACGAACACUGGGACUCUAGUAUUCUUAGUGUUUUGGAUAUUGCGGCAGUAGAAGAAGGGAUUUUGCAUAUUCUUUAUGCUUGUGCGUCACAGCCUCUGCUUUGCUGUAAAUUGGCGGAGAGUGCUUCUGACUUUUGGUCCGCAUUACCACUUGUACAAGCAUUGCUGCCAGCUCUUCGUCCAUCUGUGAACAGCCUUGGGUAUCAGGUCGAUGAUAGCUUCUCUCAAUGGAAGCAACCUUUUGUACAUCAAGCCCUUUCCCAGAUUGUAGCCACUUCAUCUUCAUCAUUGUACCGUCCUCUUCUUCACGCCUGUGCUGGCUAUUUGUCGUCAUAUUCGCCAUCCCAUGCUAAAGCUGCAUGUGUUUUGAUCGAUCUGUGUUCUGGUGUGCUCUCUCCUUGGACCGCUCAAGUGAUUGCAAAGAUUGAUCUAACUAUUGAGCUUCUAGAGGAACUUUUGGGCACAAUUCAGAGUGCCCAGCAUUCCCCAGCACGUGCUCGUGCGGCCCUCAAAUAUGUUGUACUGGCUCUUUGUGGGCAUAUGGAUGAAAUACUUGGGAAGUAUAAGGAAGUUAAGCAUAAAGUUCUCUUUCUCUUGGAGAUGCUAGAGCCCUUCCUUGAUCCUGCUAUCUAUGCAUUAAAAAGCAAAAUAGCGUUUGGAGAUGUAUCUUUUACUUUCAUGGAAAAGCAGGAACAUAAUUGUGUGAUUGCCCUUAAUGUCAUCCGUACAGCAGUACAAAAGCCAGCAAUUCUUCCUUCCUUGGAAUCUGAAUGGAGACGUGGAUCAGUUGCUCCUAGUGUUAUUCUCUCAAUUUUGGAACCUCACAUGCAGUUGCCGCCAGACAUAGACCUUUGCAGGUCUCCUGAUGUGAAAGAUCUUGAGCAUGAAGCUUCAGCCGUUUCUUCUCUCACUUCUGGUCUUCGCUAUGAUGGAGCUUCAUCAAAAUCAAAUAGCCUAGAUGAAUCUGAUGGAAAAAUUGAUGUCACUGAUUCAGCUGUCAAGACUGAAAUGUAUGAAGACGUUAGUCUUUUCUUUGCCCCUCCUGAACUGCGUAACAUAGUACUGCGAAAUGUUUCUAGCAGCCCUACUGAACAUAACUUCAUUUCCAAGCAGAAAGAUGUCUACUGGGAACAGAAACAGGUGGUGGAGAAAAAAUUUUCUAAGAUAAUCCAGAAUGGCCUAGUCUUAGAGGAAGUUUUUGCUACUGAUUACCCCAGCUUGCAAGCAGAUUUUUUUCAACUUGUCAAUUUUCGAGAUUGUGAGAUCAGGGCUACUGAAUUUCAGCGUUUGGCUUUAGAUUUGCACUCUAACCAUGAGAUUGCUGCUGAAGCUCAUGAUGCUGCUAUAGAUGCUUUGUUAUUGGCAGCGGAAUGCUAUGUUAAUCCUACUUUUAUGAUGUCUUCCAAGGCCAGUUCAAAGGUCACAGACCUAUUGAAUGUCAGCGGGGUUAAAGCUCCUGAAAUCUCUCAGCAGACCAAAGUUUCCAAAAGAAAUAAAUGUGACUUGGAAACAAUAGCUCUUCUUGAAAGGAAAAGGGACAAGUUUGUUCUUCAAUUACUGGUUGAAGCUGCUGAAUUAGACCUGAAGUAUCAGAAAAACAUGUCUGAUGUGGAAUUUUCUUCAUACUAUACUGAGGAAGUCAAUGACCAAGUGGUACAGUUAUCUGCUGUUGAUCUUCAAUCUGCAGAUGCAAUCACACUGCUCCGGAGAAAUCAAGGUUUAUUGUGCAAAUUUCUCAUUGAGAGGUUGAAAAGGAAGCAGCAUUUGAUGCAUGAAAUUCUUUUGCAUUGUCUGGUGUUUUUUUUGCACUCGGCCACUCAACUUUACUGUGCUUCUGAAGAAGUUAUUGAUAUCAUAAUAGCAUCUACUGAGCAUCUAAAUGAGAUGCUAACAUCCCUAUUUAAUCAAAUCAAGGAUGGAAAUGUGCAGUUGGACCCAGAAAAAAGUUGCAGGAUACGGCAACGCUGGGUGCUACUUCAAAGAUUGGUAAUUGUGUCGAGUGGGGGUGAUGAAGGAUUAGGCAUUGUCACUGUCAAUAAUGGAGUUCGUUAUCACAAUUUAAUUUCUCCAUCCACCUGGAUGCAGAGAAUAUCUACAUUUUCUAGUUCUCCUUCCCCUUUAGUUAGAUUUAUUGGCUGGAUGGCUAUAUCUCGUAAUGCAAAACAGUACAUCAAAGAGAGGCUUUUCCUUGCUUCAGACUUGUCACAGUUGACAUAUUUACUAUAUAUAUUUGCUGAUGAGCUUGCAAUGGUAGAUAAUGCGGUCAGAAAAACCUAUGAAAAUGGGAAGUCUGAGCAAUCCAGAGGGAAACAUGAUUCUUCAAUUGGUCAAGGUUAUGAGAAUGCUGAUCAAGAACGUGGAGAACAAUCUUUUCGUGUGAUAUAUCCUGCUCUUAGUAAGUUUUUUCCAAAUAUGAAAAUUCAGUUUGAAGCCUUUGGGGAAAUCAUUUUGGAGGCUGUUGGGUUGCAGCUGAAGUCUCUCUCUCCCAGUGUUGUGCCUGAUAUUUUGUGUUGGUUUUCUGACUUGUGUUCAUGGGAUAUUUUUCAAAAUAAACAAAAUUUCUAUCGAAAUUGUCCUGAUAAUUUGAAAGGUCAUGUUGCAAAGAAUGCCAAAGCGAUAAUCCUGUACAUACUUGAUGCCAUUAUUAUUGAGCACAUGGAGGCAAUGGUGCCUGAAAUCCCUAGAGUGGUGCAAAUUUUGGUAUCCCUCUGUAAGGCCUCCUAUUGUGAUGUAUCAUUUCUUGAUCUUGUGAUGCGGUUGCUGAAGCCAAUUGUAUCAUAUUCGUUGCAUAAGGCAUCUAAUGAAGAAAACACAUCAGAUGAUGAUUUAUGUCUUAGCUUUGAGUCCUUGUGCUUCGAUGAACUUUUUAUCAACGUGAAAGGAAAAAGGGAGAAUCAAGAUAAUUCUGAGGAAAAAGGUUGCAAUAGAGCACUGGCGAUUUUCGUCCUGGCUUGUAUUUUUCCUGAUUUCUCCUUUCAGCGCAGAAGAGAAAUGUUGCAAUCUGUAACUUUAUGGGUUGAUUUUACUGCUUUUGAGCCAACCACUUCUUUCCAUGACUACCUUUGUGCAUUUCAGAAAGUUAUGGAGAGUUGCAAAACUUUGUUGACUCAUACUUUAAGAGUUUUAUGUGUUAUACCACUUCAGCUCCCCCAUUCUUCUGAUGUGAGCACAGGUUCACUUGAUGACCAAAACUCGGGAUCCCAUUCUUGGUUUCUUGAUGAUAUAUGCCAAAACUCUUUUGAUUCAGAGAAGGAAGAAAAUAAUGUUUUAGACGUCAUUAAUCAAAGGAAUUGUUAUUUAUCUUCUGAGCAAAUAGAAGACUUCUGUGAAGACUUGGAGAGCCUCAUCAAUAAGCUUUUCCCAGCUAUUGAACUCUGCUGGAAUUUUCAUCAUCAACUGGCCAAGAAGUUGACCAUUACAUCAGCGCAGUGUUUUAUGUACUCUAGAUGCUUAACUUUGGUUGCAAAGAAAGUUCAAAAUGUAGAAGAGAAUGACGGUGCUCAGUUCCCCGUCCAUUGGAGGUUUAGCCAAGAGGGACUUGCUGGAAUCAUUACAGCACUCCAAGAAAACCGUUGUUGGGAAGUUGCAUCUGUGAUGGUUGAUUGUUUACUUGGACUACCACAUUGUUUUCACUUGGAUAGUGUCACAAAUACGAUCUGUUCAGCAAUAAAAAGGUUUUCAUGUGGUGCACCAAAAAUUGCUUGGCGUUUGCAGCCGGAUAGAUGGUUGUCAUUGUUAUUUGCAAGAGGCAUACAUAACCAUCAUCAAAGUGAGGAUCCUCUUGUUGAUCUGUUUUGUGCAUUGCUGGGUCAUCGGGAGCCCGAGCAACGGCUUAUAGCUCUAAAGCACUUGGGUAAACUGGUUGGCCAAGAUGUGAACGCAGAAACUGUAGUAGUGUCUUCUGAAAUUCACAAUAAGUUAAUUUUUCCAGGCACAAUUCUUUCAGUUCCUGAGCCAGUUUUAUCCCAUCUGGUUUCGGGUACAUGGGAUCGGGUGGCUUUACUGGCAUCAUCUGAUACUUCAUUGACUUUGAGAGUUCGUGCUAUGUCACUUCUUGUGGAUUAUAUUCCAUAUGCUCAGCGGCACCAUUUGCAAUCAUUUCUUGUCGCUGCGGAUACUGUUUUUCAUGGCUUAGGGAAACUUGCACAUCCAACAUGUGAAGGCCCAUUACUGCGGCUUUCACUAGCACUUAUUGCUGGUGCCUGCCUGCACUCUUCUUCUGAAGACAUCUAUUUGAUACCUCAAAAUGUCUGGAGAAAUAUCGAGACCAUAGGAAUUUCAAAAACUGAAGCCAGGCAUGGGAAUCUGGAGAAAAAGAUGUGUGAAGUCUUGUGUAGGUUAAGAAAUGAAAGGGACGAAGACAAGGAGGUUCUUAGGGAAGUGCUCACUUCAAAUCCUACACAACAACCUGAUCCAGAUUUUGGAAGCACUCGUGAAUCGAUUCUUCAGGUCCUCGCGGGUCUUAGUUCUGUUGACUCAUACUGUGAUAUUUUCUCAGAGAAAAUCGACCAAGAGGCCACGGAACUAGAGGAGGCUGAAAUAGAACUGGACCUUAUUCAGAAAGAAUCUGCAUUUCAAGAAUCAUCGAAAGAUUCCACAAAAGAGAAUCAGGGUGCUUCUCUUUUCUUGGUCUAUAGGCACAGUCAUAAUUCUUCGUUUUCACUUUUCUGUUCAAUUUUGCAUUGUCCAGCUUCUGUAGGGGAUGGCAGUCUUCAACAAAUCAAGGACCGCAUUCAAUCCUUAGAUAAGGCCAAACUUCGAGAAGAUAUAGUAUCCCGAAGGCAAAAAAAACUUCUCAUGAGACGUGCCCGUCACAAAUAUUUAGAGGAAGCAGUUUUACGAGAAGCAGAACUUCAGCAAGAACUUGAUAGGGAGAGGGCAGCAGAAGUGGAAAAGGAGAUUGAGAGACAACGGUUGCUGGAAAUUGAGCGUGCCAAAACCAGGGAGCUGCGUCACAAUCUUGAUAUGGAGAAGGAGAGGCAAACACAGAGAGAACUUCAGCGUGAAUUGGAGCAAGCUGAAUCUGGAAUCCGAUCAUCACGACGUGACUUUUCUUCCUCCACACAUAGUAGUCGCCCUCGGGAAAGGUAUCGUGAAAGGGAGAAUGCAAGAGCAGGAAGUGGAGGGAGUGCAAGAACGACUGGUGGAAACAUGCAGCCUGAAAUUUCUACUAGCAGUUCAUCCAUGGUAGGAAUGCCAACUAUUGUUCUAUCUGGGACUCGGAACUUUUCAGGCCAGCCACCAACAAUUUUACAGACGCGUGAACGUCCAGAUGAAUAUGGUAGCAGUUAUGAAGAAAACUUGGAUGGAAGUAAGGACUCGGGUGAUGCAGGUAGUGUUGGGGAUCCAGACUCAGUCUCGGCAUUUGAUGGACAGCCUGGUGGGUUUGGGUCUGCGCCAAGGCAUGGGUCUAGAGGGAGUAGAUCCAGGCAGGUAAUGGAUCGGAAAGAAAGGGAUGCAAGACAUGAAGGAAAAUGGGAAAGAAAACACUCAUAAUAGGCAUUUGUUAAACGAGCAACAAGGACUAGGAUGAAGUAGCUGAACAUUUCCUUGAAGGUCUGCUUGUUUGGAGGAAGAACGAAAGAAAAGGAAAGGUUUCCGGAGUAGUCUUUACUCGCAAGGCAGGCGGAGCAUGAGGCGGUGAAGAGAUCAAUGCCAAUUAUGCCAUGACACAAUGAAGUCCCAUUUAGGGUCCCGGUGUCGAUUGUUGUACAUGCUUUUGUUGUUGUUGAAAAAAAUUAUUGUCAUAACUAGUGUCUUUUGUAAUCAUAUAUAAACAGCAUUAUCUUUUGAUGGUUGUCUGACUUAGUAGUCUUAUUUUAGGGAAUAUGAACUAUUUGUAAGAAAUAUAGGCUAGUAUAAAUUAUAAAAUGGUGAUGUAUCAGAGGCUCAAUCUUCUUGUGUC
This is a messenger RNA of Tripterygium wilfordii, 7108 nucleotides long. RefSeq lists its product as uncharacterized. The coding region runs from base 175 to 6699 and encodes 2174 amino acids. Lineage: Eukaryota; Viridiplantae; Streptophyta; Magnoliopsida; Celastrales; Celastraceae. The record is from RefSeq and is a predicted model, not a curated record. The transcript is spliced from 26 exons.